AUGGCCUCCUCCGCGUCCCUGCAGCGCUUCCUCCCGCCCUCCGCGCACGCGUCGUCGUCGUCCUCGUCCCGCCGUCGCCCCGGCCGCGCCAGGGCGGCCGUCUCCCUGCCGUCGUCGUCCCCACCGUCGGCCGGCGAGGUCCCCGCGGAGCGGCUGGAGCCGAGGGUCGAGGAGCGGGUGGGAGGGUACUGGGUGCUCAAGGAGAAGUACCGGACGGGGCUCAACCCGCAGGAGAAGGUGAAGAUCGAGAAGGAGCCCAUGGGGCUGUUCAUGGAGGGCGGCAUCAAGGACCUCGCCAAGAUCCCCAUGGAGGAGAUCGACGCCGCCAAGGUCACCAAGGACGACGUCGACGUCCGCCUCAAGUGGCUUGGCCUCUUCCACCGCCGCAAGCACCAGUAUGGGCGCUUCAUGAUGCGGCUGAAGCUGCCCAACGGCGUGACGACGAGCGAGCAGACGCGUUACCUAGCGAGCGUCAUCGAGGCGUACGGCGAGGACGGGUGCGCCGACGUGACCACCCGGCAGAACUGGCAGAUCCGCGGGGUGACGCUCCCUGACGUGCCGGCCAUCCUCGAGGGCCUCCGCGCCGUCGGCCUCACCAGCCUGCAGAGCGGCAUGGACAACGUCCGCAACCCCGUCGGCAACCCGCUCGCCGGCAUCGACCCCGACGAGAUCGUCGACACGCGCCCCUACACCAACCUGCUCUCCUCCUACAUCACCAACAACUCCCAGGGCAACCCCACCAUCACCAACCUGCCGAGGAAAUGGAACGUGUGCGUGAUCGGGUCGCACGACCUGUACGAGCACCCGCACAUCAACGAUCUGGCGUACAUGCCGGCGGUCAAGGACGGCAAGUUCGGCUUCAACCUCCUGGUGGGCGGGUUCAUCAGCCCCAAGAGGUGGGGCGAGGCGUUGCCGCUCGACGCCUGGGUCCCCGGCGACGACAUCAUCCCGGUGUGCAAGGCCAUCCUCGAGGCGUUCCGGGACCUCGGCAACAGGGGCAACCGGCAGAAGACGCGCAUGAUGUGGCUCAUCGACGAGCUCGGGAUGGAGGUGUUCCGGUCGGAGGUGGAGAAGAGGAUGCCGAACGGGGUGCUGGAGCGCGCGGCGCCGGAGGACCUCAUCGACGCCAAGUGGGAGCGGCGUGACUACCUCGGCGUGCACCCGCAGAAGCAGGAAGGCCUGUCGUACGUGGGCCUGCACGUGCCCGUGGGCAGGCUGCAGGCCUCCGACAUGUUCGAGCUCGCGCGGCUCGCCGACGAGUACGGCACCGGCGAGCUCCGGCUGACGGUGGAGCAGAACAUCGUGCUCCCCAACGUCAGGAACGAGAGGCUCGACGCGCUGCUCGCGGAGCCCCUCCUGCAGGAGCGGCUCUCGCCGCAGCCGUCGCUGCUGCUCAAGGGCCUGGUGGCGUGCACGGGCAAACAGUUCUGCGGGCAGGCCAUCAUCGAGACCAAGGCGCGGGCGCUGCAGGUGACGCGGGAGGUGGAGAAGCGGGUGUCCGUGCCACGGCCGGUGCGGAUGCACUGGACGGGGUGCCCCAACAGCUGCGCCCAGGUGCAGGUCGCCGACAUCGGCUUCAUGGGAUGCCUCACCAAGGGCAGCGACGGCAAGGUCUGCGAGGCGGCGGACAUCUUCGUCGGCGGCCGCGUCGGCAGCGACUCGCACCUGGCGGACGUGUACAAGAAGGCCGUGCCGUGCGAUGACCUGGUGCCCGUCGUGGCGGACAUCCUGGUGGAGCGGUUCGGGGCCGUGCCCAGGGAGAGGGAGGAGGACGAGGAGUAGGAGCGCCGGAUCGAUCGAUCGAUGCUGCUGCUUCGGUGAUCUUCGGAGCACAUCGAGUUGCCGUUUGUUGUAAAGUAGACGCUGCUGCCUUGUUCCAUGGCACGAUUUGUUUUUGGUCCCCCUGUUGUAGCCAAAAAAGGGUUCCCUUGUUCACGUUAUUACAGAAAGAGAAUGCUGAUAAAUAAGAAUAACAUGUUGCCUGCCA
This is a messenger RNA of Setaria italica (foxtail millet), 1987 nucleotides long. RefSeq names its product ferredoxin--nitrite reductase, chloroplastic. NCBI's taxonomy places the organism in Eukaryota, Viridiplantae, Streptophyta, Magnoliopsida, Poales, Poaceae. Gene Ontology annotation, molecular function: oxidoreductase activity; heme binding; iron-sulfur cluster binding. The coding region runs from base 1 to 1782 and encodes 593 amino acids. The transcript has 4 exons. The record is from RefSeq and is a predicted model, not a curated record.